AUGCAUUUCCGAAUGAUAGGGCGCCUCUUGGCAACCCUCCUAUCAUUCCACAGUUCAGUGAAAGCUUCUAAACAUCCCAACACGAUCCUCCCUCGUCAUUCCCAUCCGCGGGUUGAAUACUACAAUGGUGUCCCUAAAAUUAAGCACUCGGCGAGACGUAGAGAUCUUACAAAGAGCGGGUAUCGACCAAUAUCGCUAAGUUCUCACGGGUCUCCUCAUGACGCCCGUUACUCUGCAAUCUGGGUUUUUGAGCCAAUUGGCCCAGACUUCCAGGUGAUCCAUGAUGUACCCAAGGAGGUCUUUGAUUCAUGGGUCGAAAGGCUACGAAACAGAAGUUAUGUGCUUACCCAUGUUACCGCUACUGGUCCUGAAGAGGAAGCUAUCUUUGCUGGCGUUAUGGAAUAUGACAGAAACAACACCGUCUGGACACUUGAUUGUGGUAUCAAGGAUUGGGUACCGUUCCUCUAG
Fusarium redolens is the source of this 468-nucleotide messenger RNA. RefSeq lists its product as uncharacterized. The transcript has a single exon. The record is from RefSeq and is a predicted model, not a curated record. NCBI's taxonomy places the organism in Eukaryota, Fungi, Ascomycota, Sordariomycetes, Hypocreales, Nectriaceae. Bases 1 to 468 code for a protein of 155 amino acids.